AUGGCUUUCAAGAGCCCAAAGAAAUACAAGGAUGUUGAACCAACAAUAAAGAUUGAAGAAGUGGAUGGUUUGGAAUUAGUAAAGAAAUUUGGAGAAGAAAUGGAAAGGAUGUUGGGCAGAAAAAUGAAGGCUGUUAAGAGACUUGUUGAAGCUGCUGAAGAUGCAGAUGUUAAUCAUGAAUUCAACAAGUCACUGGUGUUUGACUAUUAUAAUUCUGUGAGGAUUAAUGAAAAGAAUGAAAAUGGAACUUUUGUGGAGCUGGGACGAAGAUUUGUGCUCGAACCCAAUGAGCACUUCAAUAACCUUCUAGUCAACACCUCUUUGAGCAACAUCCAAGUCCCUACCAACGUCUACAACAAAGACCCAGACAUCCUGAAUGGUGUGUACAUGUCUGAGGCUUUAAACCCAGUGUUUGUCAACAACUUCAGGAGGGACCCAACUCUCACAUGGCAAUUCUUUGGAAGUUCAACUGGUUUCUUUCGGCUCUACCCAGGCAUCAAAUGGACACCUGAUGAGAAUGGUGUUAUCUCUUAUGACUGCCGCAACAGAAACUGGUAUAUCCAGGCUGCCACUUCUCCGAAAGACAUUGUGAUACUGAUGGAUGUCAGUGGCAGCAUGAAGGGAUUAAGAAUGACCAUCGCCAAGCACACCAUCACCACUAUCCUGGACACGCUUGGAGAGAAUGACUUUGUUAACAUCAUUGCUUACAACGAUUAUGUUCAUUAUGUGGAGCCAUGCUUCAAAGGGAUUCUGGUUCAAGCGGAUUUAGACAAUCGAGAGCACUUCAAAUUGCUUGUUGAAAACCUUCACGCCAAAGGGGUGGGUAAAGUGAAGAAUGCUCUAAAGGAAGCCUUUCGAGUCCUCUAUGAGUUCAACCAGACAGGCCAAGGAAGUCUAUGUAAUCAAGCUAUUAUGCUGAUCACUGAUGGAGCUCUGGAAGAGUAUGAAGAAGUGUUUGAGGAAUACAACUGGCCUGACCGGAAGGUUCGUGUUUUUACCUACCUGAUUGGAAGGGAAGUCACCUUUGCUGAAAAUGUAAAGUGGAUUGCAUGCAACAAUAAAGGCUAUUACACGCAGAUCUCUACAUUGGCUGACGUGCAAGAAAAUGUCAUGGAAUACCUGCAUGUGCUCAGUAGGCCAAUGGUGAUCAACCACGAUCACGAUAUCAUCUGGACAGAGGCCUACAUGGAUACUGCACUUUUUAAUUCUCAAGCCCAAAGUUUACUCCUGAUGACCACUGUGGCUAUGCCCGUUUUCAGUAAGAAAAAUGAAACGCGCUCUGAGGGAAUUCUUUUGGGAGUGGUGGGUUCUGACGUGCCUCUGAGAGAACUGAUGAAGCUGGCCCCCAGAUACAAGCUUGGAGUCCAUGGCUAUGCUUUUAUAAACACCAACAAUGGAUACAUUCUCUCGCACCCUGACUUGAGGCCUUUGUACAAAGAAGGUAAAAAGCUGAAACCAAAGCCUAACUAUAACAGUGUGGACCUGUCUGAAGUAGAGUGGGAGGAUACAGAGGAGGUUCUGAGGACUGCUAUGGUAAAUGCAAAGAUGGGCACUCUAUCAAUGGAUGUCAAAGUGACUGUGGAAAAGGGGAGAAGAGUGCUGUUCCUCACAAAUGAUUACUUUUAUACUGGGAUUAAUGAGACUCCAUUCAGCUUGGGGGUAGUUCUUUCAAGAGGACACGGUGAAUACAUCUUUUUUGGGAAUAUCUCCAUAGAAGAAGGCUUGCAUGACUUGAUGCAACCAGAUUUGUCAUUAGCAAAUGAAUGGAUUUACUGUGUGACUGACAUCGAUCCUGAUCAUCGAAAGCUCUCACAAAUGGAAGCUGUAUCAAGAUACCUUACAGGACAAGAGCCUGACCUGGAAUGUGACGAGGAGCUGGUGCAGGAAGUACUCUUUGAUGCUGUAGUCACCGCCCCCCUUGAAGCCUACUGGACAGCCCUGGCGCUCAACCUUUCAAGGGAUGAAGAUGGCAUUCAGCUUGCAUUCUUGGGUACUCGAGCUGGACUUGUUCGGCACAAUUUAUUUGUAGGAAUUGAAAAGCAGGUUGAUAAAAAAUUCCUCACCAAAGCAGAUAAAGAGAGUAUAUUCACUAUGGAUCACUUUCCUCUGUGGUACCGGCGAGCAGCAGAACAUCCAGUCGGCAGUUUUAUCUACUAUAUUCCAUACGAGGAAGGACAAGAUGUUUUCAGAGAUUAUGAAUAUGACUACUCAGAUUCACCAGACCCGGAGGAAUUAUAUGAAGACUAUGAUGAGGAAGCAAAAUCAAAGAAUGAACUUGUAAUUGCAAGCACGGCUGUCUCCGUUACCAUCAACAAAAAAAUGGCAAUUGCUGCAGCCAUUGGGCUCCAACUGAAGCUCGAACUUAUGGAAGGCUUGUUUUGGACGGCCACUAAACAGCCCAACAAUACUGAUUGCAGUCUGGUCGAAGGGAAGUGUCCAAUCAGCUGUGAAGACAAUAAUCUGAAUUGUUACCUUCUGGACAAUAAUGGCUUCAUUCUAAUUUCAAAAGAAAAAAAGCAGACAGGGAAGUUCAUUGGAGAAGUUGACGGCGCUGUGGUACUUCAGCUUGUCAGUAUGGGCAUGUUCAAGCAGGUCACGCUCUACGAUUACCAGGCCAUGUGUAAGAGCCACCAUCAUCACCACAGUGGAGCACAGCCUCUGAUGAGUCCUUUCUAUGGAUUGUUGGCAUCUCUGAAAUGGCUUCUCAGCAAUUUUCUCCUGUUCCUCAUUGAGUUUAAUUUCUGUGGAUUAUGGCAUUCGGACACUCUUGUGGAAGCCAAGGCUAUCUUCCAUUCGUCCCACAAGCACAAGAAACACGGUAUGCUUCAGCCAUGUGACACGGAGUAUCCAGCAUUUGUGUAUGAACCGUCUAUUAAAGAGACCAACGGUUUCAUUUCUUGUGAUGGCUGUCAAAAAAUGUUCGUGGUCCAGCAGAUUGCCAACAGCAAUUUACUGAUGCUGAUAACAGAAGCUGAAUGUGACUGCAGUAUCUUCCCUCCUGUCACACUCCAGGCGAAGGAAGUCAAAUAUAAUGCAUCUGUGAAGUGCGAACGAAUGCGCUCUCAGAAAACCCGCAAGAGACCCGACACGUGCCACUCUUUUCACCCUGAGGAAAAUGCUCAAGACUGCGGAGGAGCGUCUCAGAUCUCCUUCUCCCUGGAGCUGCUCCUACUUCUUCUCGGCACAGCAAUGGCAGCAUCACGGUGA
Messenger RNA from Polypterus senegalus (gray bichir), 3207 nucleotides. RefSeq names its product voltage-dependent calcium channel subunit alpha-2/delta-4-like. The transcript has 39 exons. Gene Ontology annotation, cellular component: voltage-gated calcium channel complex. Gene Ontology annotation, molecular function: voltage-gated calcium channel activity. The coding region runs from base 1 to 3207 and encodes 1068 amino acids. The record is from RefSeq and is a predicted model, not a curated record. NCBI's taxonomy places the organism in Eukaryota, Metazoa, Chordata, Cladistia, Polypteriformes, Polypteridae.